Stomoxys calcitrans (stable fly) is the source of this 854-nucleotide messenger RNA. It is a transcript of the gene Arpc5, whose product is annotated as actin-related protein 2/3 complex subunit 5. Gene Ontology annotation, molecular function: actin filament binding. The transcript has 2 exons. The record is from RefSeq and is a predicted model, not a curated record. Gene Ontology annotation, cellular component: Arp2/3 protein complex; actin cytoskeleton; cytoplasm. Bases 103 to 558 code for a protein of 151 amino acids. Gene Ontology annotation, biological process: regulation of actin filament polymerization; cell migration; Arp2/3 complex-mediated actin nucleation. Lineage: Eukaryota; Metazoa; Arthropoda; Insecta; Diptera; Muscidae.
AUAUACUUUAUCGUUUCCAUCGUGUGAUUCACUGUUUUUAUCUCCGUCAAGAGAAUUCCAUUAAUUUAAUCUUAAGAAAAAGUGAAAAGACUGCUUUAUACAAUGGCCAAAAACACAUCCAGUUCAGCAUUUCGUAAAAUUGAUGUCGACCAAUACAAUGAGGACAACUUUAAAGAAGACGAGGCCGAUUCUGUGGCAAAUUUGGUGAUAGAUGAAAACGAGAUCACCAAUCUUCUGACACAAGGAAAAUGCAUUGAAGCUUUGGUGUCGGUUUUACAAAAUGCCCCCUUAAGAUGUAAACAACAGCAUGUCAAAGACCACGCCCUGAACAUAACGCUAAGAGUUUUGCUUUCGAUUAAAGCCUCACAAAUGGACCAGGCCGUAGAAACAUUGGAACAAAUUGACUUACUAGAUGUCCUGAUGAAAUAUAUAUAUCGCGGAUUUGAGAUACCAUCUGAGGGUUCUAGUGGCCACUUACUACAAUGGCAUGAAAAAGUUUUUGCGAAAGGUGGAGUUGGUUGCAUUUGUCGGGUGUUAGCUGACACUAAUCGCGCUUGAAUCGACUCUACAUUUAUUGAUAGUUCGAAAACAUUGUUCAUAAGUGGGUAGUCCAUAUACUAAUUUUUUCUAAACGCGCUAUUUGUCACAACAAAAAGCAACAUAACCCUUCAAAGCCAUCGAUCUGUAUUAUUGGUCAAUGCCAUUUUUGAGUUCAGUUCUUUUACUGAGAUGGAUUUAGAUCAAGAAUUUUACUUCCGUAAAACGCAAAAAUAUCCUAAUUGUAUGUUAAUUUAAAUUGUUUUUCAUUCAUAAAAUUAGCACCUAAUAAAUAAUAAAUAUCUAUUAUAUUUGAA